Centruroides sculpturatus (bark scorpion) is the source of this 4107-nucleotide messenger RNA. It is a transcript of the gene Gcn2, whose product is annotated as eIF-2-alpha kinase GCN2-like. The record is from RefSeq and is a predicted model, not a curated record. Gene Ontology annotation, cellular component: cytosol. NCBI's taxonomy places the organism in Eukaryota, Metazoa, Arthropoda, Arachnida, Scorpiones, Buthidae. The transcript has 36 exons. Gene Ontology annotation, biological process: protein phosphorylation. Bases 166 to 4086 code for a protein of 1306 amino acids. Gene Ontology annotation, molecular function: eukaryotic translation initiation factor 2alpha kinase activity; protein binding; ATP binding.
UUCUGUUUUCAGGCGGCGCGACAGUCUUGCUGACGUAGAAUGUUGUGGAAAUACAAAUAUAAGAUGUGUCGCGUGGUCUUCCUGUGAUUAUGACACGAAUGUCCGAGGAUAUUCUCGGAUUUCGCUAACUAAUUUUAAACUUAUGCAAAUUCGGACGAGUCAGAAAUGACAGAUGUUUCAGAAGAACCGCUACAAGAACGACAGGAGAACGAAUUUCAAGCCCUUCAAUCAAUUUUUACAGAUGAUUUGAAGGAUCUCAGGCAGAGAAAUGCUUGGAAGAUCUGGAGAUCUCCCGAGAUGUUAAUAACUCUUCGACCUCAACAAAGUAUGACUGCAUGUAAAGAAAUUCAUGUACAAGUUGAUCUGUAUGUAAAGUUUACUAGCAAUUACCCCAAUGAAAUUCCUAAAUUAGAGUUAAGAAAUACAAAAGGACUGUCGACACAACUCAUCACUGGUCUACAGAAACAACUGAAGACUAAGGCACGUGCGUUAAAAGGAGAAGAAAUGAUUUAUGAGUUAUGUCAAGAUGUACAAAAUUUUCUCCAUCAACAUAACAAACCCCAGUUUAAAUCUUUUUAUGAAGAAAUGGUACAUAAUAAAAGAUGUACUGAGGAAAAAGAAGCCCAAGAAAUAAAGAGAAAACAAGAAAUUCAGGAACAAAGAGAACAUAGAGAAAUACAGGAAGAAAUUCAUCGAAAGCAAGAAGCUUUGAAAAAAGAAGCAAGAAAAAGAAAAGAAUCUUAUAGAAAAAGUAAUUCUCAUGAAAAUUCUGAUUCAGAAGAGGAAAGUCAUCAGUCAAAGCCAAUUGAAAAUAAAAUUAAUGGGAAAAUAAAUUUUAAUCAAGAAAGGCAGGAGAAUUUUAAAAAGAUUGAAAAAGAUAAAAACUUUUUUCAAGAUGGCAGUUCAGAUCAGACAAUUCAUCAGCUUGCAAGACACAUCCCAGAAAAUUCUAGAUUACUAAAAGAAUUUGAUAUAUUACAAUGGUUGGGAAGUGGUGGAUUUGGAGAUGUAUUAAAAGUGCAAAAUAAAUUAGAUGGCCGAAUUUAUGCAAUAAAGAAAAUCCUUUUGAAUCCAUCAAAUAAACAGCUGAAUAAAAAAAUAAUGAGAGAAGUAAAAUUAUUAUCAAGUCUCAAUCAUGAAAAUGUUGUCAGGUAUUAUCAUUCAUGGAUUGAAACUACAACAGAGACUUUAACAAAUAGUAUAGAAGAAAGCUCUUCAGAUACUACUAAAUAUGAAUCUACUGCUAGUAUUGAUAGAUUAUUAAAUAGUAAAAUCAAUAAAAUUGAAGAUUUAGUUCCUCCUCUGCCUGAAAGUUCAGUUGAAUGGAGUAGAUCAUAUAAGCAUGAUUCUCUUAUUCAAGAAGACCAGGAUUUAUCUGAUGAUGAUGAUGAUGUCUUUGGAAUAUCAUUUUUACAUUUUGCUUCAGAUUCAUCUGAAAGUAUUCUGUUUGAAGAAAGUGAGAAGAAAUCUACAAAUGAUGAAGGUCAUUGUUUAUCUGUGAAUGAAAGUGAUUCUGAACUGGUAAAAAGUACUGAAAUAACAUAUCAGUUUAUGUAUAUACAGAUGGAAUUUUGUGAGAAGAGUACUUUAAGAACUGCUAUUGAUGAAGAUCUUCAUAAAGAUAUAUCAAGAAUCUGGAGACUUUUUAGAGAAAUAAUUGAAGGGCUUUGUCAUAUUCAUCAACAGGGAAUGAUACAUAGAGAUUUAAAGCCUGUAAAUAUUUUUUUAGACUGCAAUGACCAAGUUAAGAUUGGAGAUUUUGGUCUAGCUACAACUGAUAUUUUAUUAAAGAUAGUACAUUCAAUCAAUGAUAAUCAUGCAUCAGAUGUUAAUGAGUAUUCUCAUUUAGAACUUGAAGAUUAUACAAAAACAGGUCGUGUAGGGACAGCUUUAUAUGUGGCACCUGAAUUAAUUAAUGUUGCUUCAUCAAAAAUAAGUUAUAAUCAGAAAGUUGACAUCUAUAGUCUGGGAAUAAUAUUUUUUGAAAUGUGUUAUCCAAAACUGUCCACUGGAAUGGAACGGGUAAAAAUACUUGCCAAUUUGCGUCUUCCUGGUGUCGUUUUUCCAAACGACAUUGAAGAAUAUCUUUCUGGACAACAGAUUUAUUUAAUCAAAUGGCUUCUUGAACAUGAUGUUACCAGAAGACCAACAUCAUAUCAGUUAUUAGCAUCUGACUAUAUGCCACCUCCACAAAUGGAAGAAACUCGAAUAAAUGAAAUGUUAAGGCAUAUAGUACAUAAUCCUCAAAGUAAAGCAUAUAAACGUAUGAUUAGUACACUUUUUAAACAAGAAACAAGUAUUGCUUCAGAUGUAACAUAUGAUAUGGAUUUACAAAAAAUGUUACCUUUGAGCCAGUCAUCUAUAGCCAUGAGAAAAGUUAUAUCUAUUCUUGAAAAUAUCAUGAAAAGACAUGGUGCAAUAAAUUGGCCAGUUCCUACAUUGAUGCCAAAGUCAACUGUGUAUAAAAAUAAUGAAUCGUGUGUACAUGUCAUGAAUCAUGGAGGCGGAAUAGUUACACUCCCUCAUGAUCUCAGGGUACCAUUUGCUCGUUAUGUUGCAAGAAGAGAAAUUAUAAAUCUCAAACGAUAUACAAUAGGUAAGGUAUUUCGUGAACGUAAAGUGUUUGGAUACCAUCCACGAGAACUAUAUGAAUGCGCAUUUGAUAUUGUUACUGCAAAUCCUGCUGGAUAUUUACCUGAUGCGGAAGUGUUGAAAGUUAUAUAUGAAAUAAUUAAUGAAAUAUCUGUGCUUCAGUCUCGUAAUUAUACUAUACAUAUAAAUCAUGCAUCCCUUCUAAAAGCUAUAUUUAUGCAUUGCGGAAUACCAGAAGAAAAGUAUCAAUCAGUUUAUACAAUUAUUUCUGAUAAUAAGAAAGAAAACUUCAACAGAUUUCAAAUGCAAAGUAAACUUGUUGAUAUUGGAUUGGGAGAACAAUCUGUUAGUUCAUUUUGUCAUUAUAUUGAAUUAAAAGAAUUGCAGUCAAAGGUUGAAAGUAAUUUUAAUUCAAUAUUGAAAAGAAAAAACCAAGCAGCAGCAUUAGCAAAACAAGGAUUACGAGAAUUACAGUCAAUUAUAACAAAUGCUGAACUGUUAGGUGUUAAAAUUCCCAUAUUUAUAACUCCAGGACUUGUAUAUAAUAUUAAUUUAUAUUCUGGAGUCAUAUUUCAAGUUAAAUGUGAAUUAAAAAAAAAUAAUCAAAAAGGAGGAAUGGAUGUGUUAGCUGCUGGUGGUCGAUAUGAUAAAUUAAUAAGUUCCUUCUCAGCAAGCAGUAAUAAAGAAAAUCAAUCUGCUGUUGGAAUUAGCAUUGCUGUUGACAAAAUUAUAUCAGCAAUGAUUGAAAAAGAAGAGAUUUCAAGUGAAAUUGAUGUUUUAGUUUGUUCAAUUGGAACAAAAUCUAUGAUAAAAGAUAAAUCCAUGAUUUUACAAGAAUUGUGGGGAAAUGGUAUUCGAUCACAACUAAUUUAUGAUAUCACACAAAGCUUAGAAGAAAUUACUGAAUUCUGUCAAGAACAAAAAAUUCCUCAUAUUAUAAUUUUAAAAGAGGGUGAAAGUGGAAUUAUUAAAAUACGAACGUUUGAUAAAGAUAAAUUUUCCGAAAAGAAGUUAUCUUUAUAUGAAUUAGUGGAUUAUAUAUCAAAACAUACUGCAAGCAAAUGUAGUGAACAAACUGAGAAUUUUAAAAAUGAAAUUGGAAGAAGUAACAGUUCUGAUAACUUUUCUGGGUCUCAAACUAGAAUUUCAUUUUUACCAAAGGAAAAAAUUACAUUUAAUGUUAAAAAGCGCUUUGAGAUUCAGAUUAUGUCACAGUUAUCAACAAUACUUCAGUGUUUUUCAAGUAGGACUAGUGUUGAAGUUUUAGCUGUGGAACUUUCAAUUGCUAUUAUAAAGACUAUUGUUUCUCAUAUUGAGAUGGAAAAUGAAAAUGCAUUUGACAACAGUGUGGCUGAAAUUAUUGAAAAACACACUAGAGAAAAGAAAUAUUUAAUAAAAAUAUUGGACCAAAUUCGCGAGUUAAAGUUUGAAAAGAAGUGCCAAGUUUUAGCAUUAUACAGUUUGAAUGAUUGUUGUCACAGGAUACUUAUGUAAAGGGACUUAAUCAUCAUGAGC